GACUUCAAAUUUGAAAGGGAAGCCAUUCUAUUAAGAUCAGCACCAGGCAAGACACAUUCAGAAUGGUUACAGCAUCAUCAUCGAAGGCUACCGGGGCAACUCGCCUCAAACAGGCGAACAAGGCAGUUAAGGAACCUUCCCCGGACGAUGAGUUUUUGGAGUCGGACUCGGAAGUCGACGAAUUUGCAGAGGGAUUCCAGCCAGGUCUGGCAGAAGAGUAUUCUGAUGAUGAUGACGAUGAUGAAGGCAAGGAGGAUGAUGGAGAGGGCUAUGGAUAUGAAGAGAGUGAGGAAGAAGGAAAUGCAAAAUGGGAACCCGAUAACUGGGACGGCAAUGAGGACACUGUCUCCGAAAGUGGAAGCGAUGAUGACGAGGAUGCUGAAUUGAGAAAUCUCCAAAAUAACCUCAACUCAUUGCCACUUUCAACCCUUGCGAAAGCGCAGAAGUCCCUCUCACGCAAAUCUUCUUCUUCUUCUUCAAAUGGCCGAAGCAAAGAAGAGAAACUUGCCCUGAUGAAGUCCAAGCUUGCUCAAAUGCAGCGAAGCAAGGGUAAAGCCGUUGCUGUUCCGGAUACCGACAGUCAUAGGUUUGGAUCAAGGGCACAAGAAUCUGAUGAGGAGUCUGACUCUGGGCCGGAAACUACUUCGUCUACGAAAAGAGGCAGUAAACACGCCCCGGCUGCAUUGAGUACCAAAAAGCAGGUGUCUCGCAAGCGGCAAGUCAUCGAGGUCCCCAAACCGGAACGCCGCGAUCCACGUUUUUCUUCGGUCUCUGCAGGUCAUGCUAAUGCAGAUCUUCAUUCAAAAUCCUACUCUUUCUUGCCUGACCUUCUCCGUCAAGAGUUUUCUGGAUUGAAAGAAGCUGUGGCUGCUGCCAAGAAGGCAGAGAAGAAUUGCCCCUGGGCCGAAAAGCCAAUGAGAACUGCUGAGCGUGAAAGGCUUGAAGUGCAGAUGGGGCAAGUUAGGACAAAACUGGUGAGAACAGAGAAAGAAGCUAUGGAGAGGGAAGUUUUGGCCAAGGCGAAGAAGGAAGAAAGGGAGAAAAGGACUCAGGGGAAGGCCGCUUGGUUCAUGAAAAAGGGCGAGAAGAAAGACUUGCUUCUCAAAGCGCGUUUCGAGACACUCGAGAAACAAGGGGGAAAGACAGCUGUCAAAAAACUUGUGGAGAAGAAGAGGAAGAAGCUUGCGAGCAAGGAGAAAAAGAGCCGGCCCUUUGCGAAAGGAGCAGAGGGUAUGGGCCGGGAUACCAAGAGGCGAAGAGUCGCUUAAAAAUCAUGAUUGUAGACAUUUUAUUGUGUUUCUGUAUUCAUCAAAUACUGUUAGCAACAUGCACGUGGCCCA
Cryptococcus deneoformans JEC21 is the source of this 1340-nucleotide messenger RNA. RefSeq lists its product as hypothetical. Lineage: Eukaryota; Fungi; Basidiomycota; Tremellomycetes; Tremellales; Cryptococcaceae. Gene Ontology annotation, cellular component: 90S preribosome; nucleolus. The transcript has 5 exons. The coding region runs from base 63 to 1268 and encodes 401 amino acids. The record is from RefSeq and is a predicted model, not a curated record. Gene Ontology annotation, biological process: maturation of SSU-rRNA from tricistronic rRNA transcript (SSU-rRNA, 5.8S rRNA, LSU-rRNA).